Molecule: messenger RNA, 3347 nt
Organism: Coffea arabica (coffee)
Lineage: Eukaryota; Viridiplantae; Streptophyta; Magnoliopsida; Gentianales; Rubiaceae
Biological process (GO): maturation of SSU-rRNA
Cellular component (GO): nucleolus; Noc4p-Nop14p complex; small-subunit processome
Source: RefSeq, a predicted model, not a curated record
GUCCUUAAACCCUAAACCCUUUUUCGUCUGGUUAGCUCUAAUCCAGUUCCAAAUUCCUCUGAGAAGUAAAGAAGAGCUCCCAUGGCGAAGAAAUCAAGCUCCGACGGCACAAAGACGAAGAAAAAUAAAAAGAAAAGCAACAAAAGAUCAGGUCCAAAUGCAGUAGCAAUGAAGCAAAAAGCCCCCCAACCGAACCCAUUUGAGACCAUUUGGUCCCGUCGCAAAUUCGAUAUCCUCGGUAAAAAGCGCAAGGGUGAACAACGUCGUAUAGGCCUAGCUCGGUCCCUUGCCAUUGAAAAGAGGAAGAAGACGCUGUUGAAGGAGUAUGAACAGAGUGGAAAGUCAUCUGUUUUUCUGGAUAAGCGAAUUGGGGAGCAAAAUGAAUUGCUUGGGGAGUUUGAUAAGGCUAUUAUGAGGUCUCAACGUGAAAGGCAGCUGAAGUUGAGCAAGAAAAGCAAGUAUAAUUUAUCUGAUGGGGAAGAGGAUGAACUUGAGAUUCAAGGUGGUCUUUUUCCAGAAAAGGAUGAUUUUGAUGAUGAAAUACCAUUUGAUGAGGAUGAGGAUGUGGAUGACGGGUCAACAGGAAAUGCAAAGAAGUCAGAUAUUUUGGGAGAGCUUAAUUUCACUGCAGUGCAGAAUGCUCAGCAAACAGGUUUAGCGGGACAGGAAACCAGGCAGAAAAGCAAAAGAGAAGUGAUGGAGGAGAUAAUUUCCAAGAGUAAAUUCUUUAAGGCCGAGAAGGCUAAGGAUAAGGAGGAAAAUGAGCAGUUGGUUGAUCAACUGGACCAAGAAUUUACAUCGUUGGUGCAGUCUGAGGCACUGUUGUCGUUGACCCAACCAAACAAGAUGAAUGCAUUGAGAGCCCUUGUUAAUAAGAGCAGUUCUAAAAAUGAAGAAAAGAAACAUGACACAUCUCCAGCCCUGGACAAAACUGCUACUCGACUGGAAAAACCUGAUUCCUAUGACAAACUUGUAAGUGAGAUGGCACUGGAUAUGCGUGCUCGCCCAUCAGACCGUACAAAGUCAGCUGAAGAGAUUGCACAAGAGGAGAAAGAACGCUUGGAGCAAUUGGAGGAAGAGCGCCAGAAAAGAAUGGUUGCUGCUGAUGAAUUAAGUGAUGAAGAACCUGAUGGUUCAGAUGAUAAUGAUGCAUCCUCCAAACAAUUCAGAUCUUUAUCUGGUGAUGAUCUUGGUGACUCAUUUUCACAUGAAGACAAAAAAACUAAAUUGGGAUGGAUUCAACAGAUCUUGCAAAGGGAAAAUGCAGAAGAUCUUGGGAGUGAGGAUGCUGCUUCUACAGAGGAAUCUGGGGGCAGUGAAGAUGAUAGUGAAGAAGAGUCUGAUGAGGAUGAUGAUGAACAUGACAAAACUCAUUCAGUGAAAGACUGGGAACAGAGUGAUGAUGACAAAAUUGAUACUUAUCUGCAGGAUGAUGAAGAUAGUGACGGUGAUAGGGUGGAAAGAAAGAAGAAGGAACAAGAAAAGAAGGAAAAGCAAAUGAACUUAUCUGAUACUGAAAGCCAGAAAGCAAUUGCCAAGCAACAAUCGGUUCAGCAAGGGGAACUUCCGUAUACAAUUGAAGCUCCAAAAAACCUGGAAGAAUUUACUUCAUUGUUGGAGAACUGUUCUGAUGAUCAAAUUGUUGAAGCAAUAAGGAGAAUUCGUGCAUUCAAUGCGAUCCAUGUUGCAGCAGAAAACAGAAAGAAAAUGCAAGUGUUUUAUGGUGUUCUAUUGCAAUACUUUGCUGUUUUAGCAAGUAAGAAGCCAUUGAACUUCAAGCUGCUGAAUUUGCUUGUGAAGCCAUUGAUGGAAAUGAGUGCGGAGAUCCCAUACUUUGCUGCCAUAUGUGCUCGUCAACGACUAUUACAUACUCGGGCACAAUUCUCUGACAACAUUAAAACUACAGGGAAAAGCUGUUGGCCUUCUUUGAAAACAAUCUUUCUUUUGAGGCUGUGGUCCAUGGUCUUUCCGUGCUCCGAUUUUCGUCAUGUGGUCAUGACACCAGCAAUCUUGCUGAUGUGUGAAUAUUUGAUGCGGUGUCAGGUUGUGUCUGGUCGGGAUAUUGUAGUUGGUUCCUUCUUAUGCUCUAUGGUGCUCUCUGUCACGAAACAAUCCCGAAAACUUUGUCCUGAGGCUUUAACAUUCAUUAGAACUCUGCUCUUGGCGGCUUUUGACAAGAUUCAAGGAUCAGCUGAUGACCAUCAGUUACACCAUCUUAUGGAAAUCAAAACCCUAAAACCUCUGCUCUGUAUCAAGAGUAGUGUGAAGGAGAUCAACCGUUUAGAUUUUCUUAUGCUGAUCGACUUGCCAGAAGAUUCUCCUCAUUUCAACUCUGAUAAUUUCAGGGCUAGUGUUAUCGCAGCAGUUGCUGAAACUCUUAAAGGAUUUGUCAACCUCUAUGAAGGAUUCAAUUCCUUUCCCGAAAUAUUUUUACAGAUAUCAAAGGUAUUGCAUAAGCUGGCAGGGCAACAUUGCAUGCCAGAAAUGUUGAAAGACAAGCUCAGAGAUGUGGCCCAAUUUAUUGAGAAGAAAGCUGAUGAGCAUCAUGUUUUGCGUCAGCCACUCCAAAUGAGAAAGCAAAAGCCGGUGCCAAUCAAGAUGCUUAAUCCGAAAUUUGAGGAUAACUUUGUAAAGGGGAGAGAUUAUGAUCCAGAUCGUGAACGAGCUGAGAGGAGAAAGUUGAAGAAACUUUUAAAACGUGAAGCUAAAGGUGCUGCUCGUGAACUUCGGAAAGAUAAUUACUUCUUGUUUGAGGUGAAGGAAAAGGACAAGAAGCUACUUGAGGAUGAAAGAGCCGAGAAGUAUGGUAAAGCAAGGGCUUUCCUUCAAGAACAAGAACAUGCAUUUAAAUCUGGUCAAUUGGGGAAAGGCAGGAAGAGGAGGAGAUAGAACUUUAGCUUUCAGCUGUCAGAACUUUUAUUAGCUUCCAAAUACGAUGAACGUUUAGGUGGCAAAACAUUUUUUGGAGUUGGAGAUGUAGAUAGAUUGGACGAGUUUAGUUUUGAAUAGCUUUAACGGUGCAGAGUCUUUUCACCAAGCCUAGCUCAACAAUUCAAACUAGUCUGCUUGCUGGGCUUUAGCGAGAGUGUGUUGAAGAAAUGCCAUGUUGAGGACACAUCGCAAAUAGACUAUGGGAGGUGAGUUUUGUGUUACAGUUACCAUUUGUAGGUCUCUACUUGAAAAGGCACAAUUACAGAGCACGCCGUGCCAUGCCAUGCAUAUGCGUAGUAGCUGGUGCUGUUGUAAAUGUAUUCCUGGAAAAUUCUUGAUUUCACCUUUUUGUCAUCCCUUGGAGCUCAAAAAAAAAAGUUUAAAAUGCAAUAAUAUCGAAAUUUUCCUGACUGUUA